Molecule: messenger RNA, 1059 nt
Organism: Psilocybe cubensis
Lineage: Eukaryota; Fungi; Basidiomycota; Agaricomycetes; Agaricales; Agrocybaceae
Exons: 6
Coding region: 1-1059 (352 amino acids)
Molecular function (GO): metalloendopeptidase activity
Source: RefSeq, a predicted model, not a curated record
AUGUUCUCUUUUUACCUCCGUUCAGUUUUGGCUGCCUUUGUGCUUACAGCUGUCGCUGUCUCAGCCUCUCCAUCUCUUUCCCUGAAGCUGAAGGGUCCGAGCUCUGUUACUGGCGUUGAGAACUUGAAGAUUACCGCCACCAUUACCAACACGGGCACCGAGACUCUUAAGAUCUUAAAUGAUCCUCGUAGUCUCCUCUCCAAGCGCCCUGCCAACAAGUUUUCCAUUACUGAUGGCAAGGGCACCCGCCCCUCAUUCACUGGUAUCAAAGUGAAAUAUUCCCCCGAGUACGCCGCGCAGCAAGGUGCAUUCACCGUCCUCACGCCUGGUGCAUCGGUAUCCAUAACACACAAUUUGUCUGAGGGUUACAACUUUACCAUCUCUGGUGCUGGAGAUUACGAUUUUGAGGCCGACAGCACCUUCUACGUUGUGAACCCCAAUAACGAAAUUGGAGUUGUUCAUGCUACUACACAAGAAGCCGUUAUCACCACCAAGGUGGUUGGAAACUUGGCCGUUGCGCGCCGGGACGAGAUUAACUCCCAUCUUUCCAAGCGUGCUACCUUUAUAAGCUGUUCGUCUUCGAGACAGAGCCUUCUCAACACCGCCAUUGCUUCUGCAGAGACCUAUGCAUCCAACUCGUACAGUUAUCUUAAUUCUCUCACCACCGGCUCUCCUAGGUAUACCACCUGGUUCGGAGCCUAUACAUCUGCUCGUCGAAGCACCGUCCUGUCUCACUUCAACCUUAUCAACGCUAACGACUUCUCUACCUUUACUUACGAUUGCUCUUGCACCGACUCUGCAUACGCUUAUGUUUACCCUGGAACUUUCGGAAAGAUCUAUCUCUGCAGUGCUUUCUGGAAUGCUCCUAACACCGGUACUGACUCCAAGGCUGGCACCAUCAUUCACGAAGCAUCACACUUUACAAGGAAUGGUGGCACUGAUGACUAUGCUUAUGGUCACUCCGCUGCGAAGAGCCUCGCCACGAGCAACCCGGCUCGCGCCGUCAUGAACGCCGACUCGCAUGAAUACUUUGCUGAGAACACUCCCGCCCUCUCUUAA